Messenger RNA from Schistosoma margrebowiei, 406 nucleotides. The record is from the annotation of a GenBank genome assembly. Lineage: Eukaryota; Metazoa; Platyhelminthes; Trematoda; Strigeidida; Schistosomatidae.
AGAUGUUUACUAGCACCAUUUUUAAAACGUAACGUUGCCUUAAGGCAUGGUUUCUCAAGAUGAUGAAUUCGUUGUUCCUCACAUGGAUUUAUCUUGUUUGCAAAAUUCAAUAGCAUAUCAGAAAGUUCUUGAAGAACCUUGGACUUACCUUCACAAUUGGGAUUCUCUAACUCCCAGUGUUCAACAAGAGGUGGCACAAAACUUCCUAAGUGAACUAAGCUCACUUAAAACUGAAAUGGCGGUUACCCAAGGUGUAUUUGAUCCUUCCAUGUUUGUUAAUCAGGAUGCUCCGUGUGAUACAGCAGUUUCUGGACAAAAUGGUAAUACAACAGAAAAUCACGCAAACACCAAGUAGUUUUUUGGUUAUUUUUGUUUCCUGUUGUUCUAAAUAAAGUUUACAAAAUUA